AUGCUUCUCGCUUCGUCAAAUAUUCCUUCUUUCCUUCUCUCUUCAUCAUAUAUUUUCUUUCUUUCUUUCUUUCUUUCUUUCUUUCUUUCUUUCUUUCUCCACCCUCUGAAAUAUAGUUGUAUUUCUUUCUGUAUUUUUUCUUACAUUCUUUCUAUUUUACGUCUAAUAUUCUUUCUUUCUUUCUUUCUUUCUUUCUUUCUUUCUUUCUUUCUUUCUUUCUUUCUUUCUUUCUUUCUCCACCCUCUGAAAUAUAGUAUAUUCUUUCUUUCUUUCUUUCUUUCUUUCUUUCUUUCUUUCUUUCUUUCUUUCUCCGUCCAAUAUUUUCUUUCUUUCUUUCUUGUCGGCAGAUAUAAUUUAUUUAUUUCUCCGGCCAGUAUCCUUUCCUUAUUUGGCCAGAUAUUAUUUCUUUCUUUCUUUUCCGUCCAAUAUUCUUUCUUUUUUUCUUUCUUUCCUUCUUUCUUUCUUUCUUUCUUUCUUUCUUUCUUUCUUUCUUUCUUUCUUUCAUAUUCUCUCUUUCUUUAUUUUUUUCUUUCUUUCUUUCUUUCUUUCUUUCUUUCUUUCUUUCUUUCUUUCUUUCUUUCUCCGUCCAAUAUUUUUUUUUUCUUUCUUUCUUGUCGGCAGAUAAAAUAUAUUUAUUUCUCCGGCCAGUAUCCUUUCCUUAUUUUGCCAGAUAUUAUUUCUUUCUUUCUUUUCCGUCCAAUAUUCUUUCUUUCUUUCUUUUUCUUUCUUUCUUUCUUUCCUUUUCAUAUUCUUUCUUUCUUUCUUUCUUUCUUUCUUUCUUUCUUUCUUUCUUUCUUUCUUUCUCCGUCCAAUAUUUUCUUUCUUUCUUUCUUGUCGUCAGAUAUAAUUUAUUUAUUUCUCCGGCCAGUAUCCUUUCCUUAUUUGGCCAGAUAUUAUUUCUUUCUUUUUUUUCCGUCCAAUAUUCUUUCUUUUUUUUUUCUUUCUUUCUUUCUUUCUUUCUUUCUUUCUUUCUUUCUUUCUUUCGUCAUAUAUUCUUCCUUUCUGCCUUCCUUUUUAGCGUCAAAUAUAGUUUUUAUUUAUUUAUUUCAUAAGAUAUUCUCUCUUUCUUUCUUUCUUUCUUUCUUUCUUUCUUUCUUUCUUUCUUUCUUUCUCCGUCCAAUAUUUUUUUUUCUUUCUUUCUUGUCGGCAGAUAAAAUAUAUUUAUUUCUCCGGCCAGUAUCCUUUCCUUAUUUUGCCAGAUAUUAUUUCUUUCUUUCUUUUCCGUCCAAUAUUCUUUCUUUCUUUCUUUCUUUCUUUCUUUCUUUCUUUCUUUCUUUCUUUCUUUCUUUCUUUUUUCUUUCUUCUCAAAAGUGA
Acanthosepion pharaonis is the source of this 1314-nucleotide messenger RNA. The record is from the annotation of a GenBank genome assembly. NCBI's taxonomy places the organism in Eukaryota, Metazoa, Mollusca, Cephalopoda, Sepiida, Sepiidae.